AUGAGAGGAUUACAGCUCCCGUUAAACCAAACGCAAAGAGUAAGACUUCAAAGAGCAUUCGAAAAGCUUCAUUCUCUCUCGUCUAAGGCCAAUUCCGACGCUUCUGUUACCGUCGCCGAUGCUAUUCCUGUCAACUACGAAGACGCUUUUCUCAAGGGACAUGGAACAAUGGACCUCAACGGCGAAUUGGUGGCAACUGUCUGUGGCGUGGUGGAGGGCGUCAACAAACUGGUCUAUGUACGCGCCUUACGCGCUAGGUACAAGCCAGAGGUUGGGGAUAUUGUAGUGGGGCGUGUAGUGGAGGUUGCUCAAAAGCGGUGGAGAUGGGAAAUUAAUUUCAGCCAAGACGCAGUUUUAAUGCUUUCUUCGAUGAACAUGCCUGAUGGUAUUCAGAGGCGGCGAACUGCUUUGGAUGAACUCAACAUGCGUAGUAUUUUUGAAGAGAAUGAUGUUGUCUGUGCUGAGGUUCCUAAUUUCCAGCAUGAUGGCAGCUUACAACUGCAGGCAAGAAGUCAGAAAUACGGAAAGCUUGAGAAGGGCCAGUUACUCAUAAUUGAUCCUUACCUGGUGAAGAAAAGCAAACUGCAUUUCCAUUACCUUGAACAGUUUGGCGUUGACUUGAUACUUGGACGAAAUGGAUUCAUAUGGGUUGGCGAACAUGUUGAAGCCAGAGACAGUGUGUUAGUGAAUCAACCUAGUAGUUCUGAACAAUCCACAGUUCCUGAAGAAAAAAACCAAGCUUAUACCCCUCUAGAGAUGAGGCAGAACAUAUGCAGAAUUGCAAAUGCUGUUCGUGUAUUGUCUACUUUAGGUUUCAAUGUAGAUGCAGAUUUGAUCAUGGAGACAGUUGAGUUGAGCAGCGCUGUAAAUAUUGAUAUACAUGACAUGCUUGGAUCAGAAUUUCAUGUUCUGGUUGCAGAAAAGGAAGCUGUACAUAGAAGCUUGAUGACAAAGAGGAUAAGAUAAUCCGGGAUUCAUCUGUAAA
Molecule: messenger RNA, 985 nt
Organism: Durio zibethinus
Lineage: Eukaryota; Viridiplantae; Streptophyta; Magnoliopsida; Malvales; Malvaceae
Product: exosome complex component RRP4 homolog
Biological process (GO): TRAMP-dependent tRNA surveillance pathway; U4 snRNA 3'-end processing; CUT catabolic process
Cellular component (GO): nuclear exosome (RNase complex); cytoplasmic exosome (RNase complex)
Molecular function (GO): RNA binding
Source: RefSeq, a predicted model, not a curated record